AUGGAGAUCUCCCCGGCUCCGCUCCGCCCGGCACACGCUGCCAAGCGCAAGCGGGCGCCCAGCCAUCCCAGCCACCCCCGCCAAGGGAACACCCAGCCGAGGCCGGCCCACAGCCUGCCCGCCGGGCUCACCCUCCACCCGGCCGCCGCCGCCAGCCCCGCCCAGCUCGCCGCGAUCGACUAUGGCCUGCUCGCCGGCCACACCGACGCCGCCCCGUUCCGGCCCGAGCACCGCCGAAGCUUCCCCGCCAGCAAGCACCCCCCCGUUGUCCUCAUCCACCCCGCCGGCCAGCAGAUCAUCAUCCACUGCGUCCACCAGGCCGCCGAGGACCAGCUCACGCUCAUCCACCCCGGCUCCGUCGCCCGCAUCGAGGCCGAGCCCGCCGCCGCCCUCCUCUUCCUGGACUGCAGCCCCACCCUCCUCUCUCCUGCCUUGUCGCCGUAA
This is a messenger RNA of Puccinia triticina, 444 nucleotides long. RefSeq lists its product as uncharacterized. Bases 1 to 444 code for a protein of 147 amino acids. Lineage: Eukaryota; Fungi; Basidiomycota; Pucciniomycetes; Pucciniales; Pucciniaceae. The record is from RefSeq and is a predicted model, not a curated record. The transcript has a single exon.